This is a messenger RNA of Gadus macrocephalus (Pacific cod), 2957 nucleotides long. It is a transcript of the gene spsb3a, whose product is annotated as splA/ryanodine receptor domain and SOCS box containing 3a. Gene Ontology annotation, biological process: proteasome-mediated ubiquitin-dependent protein catabolic process. The record is from RefSeq and is a predicted model, not a curated record. Gene Ontology annotation, molecular function: protein binding. Gene Ontology annotation, cellular component: SCF ubiquitin ligase complex. Lineage: Eukaryota; Metazoa; Chordata; Actinopteri; Gadiformes; Gadidae. Bases 226 to 1332 code for a protein of 368 amino acids. The transcript is spliced from 7 exons.
UCCGACCCUAGCAGAGAGGUGUCACUGCUCCUCCCGCUGUCAGCGGAUCUCAGGUCUGUUGUUGGCGGUCUGCUGAAGACUCGUGAGAGCCGCUCCGGUCCAGCAGUCUGGUCGUGUUUACCUGAAGCCGGGGAGCUCGGGUCUGAAGAGAGGGGUUCUGACCGCAGGCAUGUCCAGUGGAUCUCCUGAGACUGCUUAGCUCUCUAGUGAUCCUCCAAUAAGGCCAUGUCCAGACAGAGCAGGAACACUGGAGCCGCGUGGAGGUACGUGUGGAGCGGGAUCCGGCGCGACGCGGACGCCAGGGCUCUGGUGUUGGCGUCGGAGAACGGAGACUGGGACUACGAGCGCCUGCAGUACAGCGACUCGGACUCGGAGGCGGAGCUCCCGGCGGCGGGGGGCGUGGCCCCGGUGCCCAGCGCGGUGCCCGUCACCGGGGAGUCGUACUGCGGCUGCGACUCCCAGGCGGAGAGCGGCUUCAGCCUCCGUCUGAGAGGCUUCCACCGGGCAAAGGACUGCCGCUGUGGGGAGGAGGAGCAAGAGCUGGACUGGGUGUGGGACGGCGGCAGCGGCUCCACGGCCACGCGGCUGAGCUGUGACGACCGGCAGGUGAACUUCCACAGCGAGUACAGCUGCGGCACGGCGGCGGUGCGCGGCUCCAAGGAGCUGGCGGACGGCCAGCACUUCUGGGAGGUGAAGAUGACCUCUCCGGUGUACGGCACCGACAUGAUGGUCGGCAUCGGCACCUCGGACAUCAACCUGGACAAGUACCGCCACUCCUUCUGCAGCCUCCUGGGGAAGGACUGUGACAGCUGGGGCCUCUCCUACACCGGGUUGCUGCAUCACCAGGGGGACAAGAUGAGCUUCUCUUCCCGCUUCGGUCAGGGCUCCAUCAUCGGGGUCCACCUGGACACCUGGCACGGCAUGCUCACCUUCUUCAAGAACCGCAAGUGUAUCGGCGUGGCCGCCACCCAGCUGCACAACAAGCGCUUCUACCCGAUGGCGUGCUCCACGGCGGCCAAGAGCAGCAUGAAGGUGAUCCGGUCGUGCUCCGCCCCCACCUCGCUGCAGUACCUCUGCUGCGCCCGCCUGCGCCGCCUGCUGCCCGGCUGCUCCGACACGCUGGACGUGCUGCCGCUGCCGCCCGGCCUCCGCCAGCUGCUGCACAACAAGCUGGGCUGGGUGCUCAGCCUGGACGGGGGCGCCCCACCGGGGGGGGCCGGGCCCCGCGGGCCCCCGGCGGCCCCGACCGGGGCGUCCUCGUCGGAGAGCGACUCUGAGGGCUGUGCGUCGGACCGGGAGGCCGGCCGGAGGAAGAGGUUUCGCUGGACAUGAGGUCCGCCUUCCUGCUCGUCUCCUGGACCACGUCGGUGGAGGACCAGGCGGGCGGGGCGCCCUCGGCGUGCCCCCCCCCGCCCCCCGCGGGGUUCCCACGCAGACAGACGCGCUGAGCCUGAGGUCAGAGACGAUGGCGUCACUCGCCGCUUCCUUAGGGAGGAAAACCAGACGGACGGUUAGUGUUCGACCGGCACAGUCAUUUCUGAUGUGUUGUUGCGUUAGUAUUCUGCGUCCAUAUGAUCACCACACUCCAUGCUGCUUCAGUAGUGUCUUAAAGGUGGGGGCCUCUUCGGUUGGCCAGCAUAGCCUGUUUGAGAUCACUCAUCACCUAUCACCAUGACGUGUGUGUGUGUGUGUGUGUGUGUGUGUGUGUGUGUGUGUGUGUGUGUGUGUGUGUGUGUGUGUGUGUGUGUGUGUGUGUGUGUGUGUGUGUGUGUGUGUGUGUGUGUGUGUGUGUGUGUGUGUGUGUGUUGCUUUCUAGACAGGCGGUUUUACGAUGGUUCAUGACAGAUGGUAGCAAAGGAUUGUUCUAAUUCUUUUUCAUUAUGCAUCUUUGUAACGAUAGUUGUUGCCAAAACAAGGAUAUCUCCACCUGAGGGAAAGUCCUACGGUUCCAUUUUGAUCGUGUUCUGUGUGGCUGUCCUAAUCAGAACUAUAGUUGUGGUUAUUGUGUGUCAUAGUGUGACAAAGUAUACUAUUAAAGCUCUAUUUUAACAUGAGGAAAUGAUUAUAGAAUGUAUAAUAUCUGACAUUUCUGACGCUAUUUUCUUUUUCUGAUGCCAAUGCUUGUUUGACCCUCUUGCUAUUAGUAUUCAACAAAACGUGAUCCAGAUUAUGCUUGAAAUGUUUCCUUUUAUAUUUGAUUUGAUUAUAAGCUAAUUAUUGCAUUCAACUAUAUGUAAAAAUAUACAUGCACAUAAUAUAGAAAGAAGACUAAUAACUGACUGAGUUUGUACUCACUGUAACGGACAGGACUCUACUUCUGUUGACGGUAUUAGAGGAUACAACUUACUCUGUUUGAUGCAAGCUCUCCCUCCAAUGCAUUGUCUGUAACUGCUUAUCUUUAGGACAAUCUCCUAUCCAAGUCAUGGAAUUUGCUAUGAAGUAUUUAGGUUUAAAACCCAAACCGCUCCACACAUUGGAAGAGGUUUGAAGAUGCUCCGCCCUCAUCAACCCGAAUGGUUUCAGUGGGCUUCAGGUCUGAAACACGAUCAGACUUCUAUGCACGUUGGCUUCCUGCAGGCAGAGACUCUUGUAACUUCAUACAGGAGGUGUUCAUCAGGCACAGGAACCUGUUCUUCAGGCAAUCAUGGAGAAGUUGGGGUAUUCCUUGUUGUGGGAUGAGACUGGGGUCUGUGAAUCAAAAUGUCCUGUGAUGAUUCAUUCAUCAAUUCAAAUGCUUAUAUGUCACUGUCUAAGUUUUGUGAAAUGUAUUCAAGCUCUUUUUGCUAAAUGACAUCAAGGGUAAAUAAAAGGGAUAUUCUAUAACUUGCAAUGUUGACACAUCUGUUAUUCUUUACCUGCUUUCUACUGUAUAUGUCCAGCAUGGCCUUUUAAAGACACUAACAAUAACAGGAAGGAAGGCUGUAUCUGCAUACGUCUUUAAUAAAAAUUCAAGUAUU